CUUCGCGAUCACGUUUGCUUGUUUUCGUCGCGGAAGAAACCUCGUGUUACAAGAGUGGUGUGAUUAUUUUUCCAAAUUUUGGCUUGUUGUGGAAUUUUGAGCAAGUCCGUAGAAGAAAUUUGAGGAAACCAUGGCAGUAAGAGUGCAAUUCGAGAAUAAUAACGAAAUCGGCGUCUUUUCCAAGCUCACAAACGCGUACUGCCUUGUCGGCAUCGGCGGCUCGGAAAACUUCUACAGUGCCUUCGAAGUUGAAUUGGGCGAGACCAUUCCAGUCGUUCACGCAUCCAUUGCAGGCUGCAGAAUUGUCGGUCGUCUCACAGUUGGAAACAAAAAUGGACUCCUUGUUCCGAGUUCGACGACAGACCAAGAACUCCAGCAUUUGCGGAAUUCGUUACCCGACUCGGUCAAAAUUCAGAGAGUUGAAGAAAGGUUGUCCGCCCUUGGUAACGUCAUAGCAUGCAACGAUUACGUUGCCUUGGUUCACCCAGAUCUAGAUAGAGAAACUGAAGAAGUUUUAGCCGAUACUCUUGGUGUUGAAGUUUUCCGACAAACAGUUGCCUCAAAUGCCCUCAUUGGCACAUACUGCGUUCUCAAUGACCAGGGCGGCCUCGUCCAUCCUAAAACAUCCCUUGCUGACCAGGAGGAAUUAUCCUCUCUCCUGCAAGUUCCUCUUGUGGCUGGUACAGUUAACAGGGGGUCUGAAGUAAUUGCUGGAGGAUUAGUGGUCAACGAUUUCUGUGCAUUCUGCGGUUCUGACACGACGAGUACAGAGCUAUCGGUGAUUGAGAGCAUUUUCCACCUGAACGAAGCCAAGGCCAGCACAAUCAGCGGAGACCUCAGAGCAUCCCUUGUUGACAGUUUGGCUUAAAUUGGCGCGGCCGUAUCGAUCGAGGACUUCCGGUUAAGAAAGAAAUCAAUUGAAAGUAAUUUUCACCCAGGUGGGUUGGAAUUUUCCAAUGUUUUUACUUCAAAUGAUGCGAAGGAAAAUAAAAUGCAAAUCUUUUCAUUUGCGA
Messenger RNA from Neocloeon triangulifer, 1013 nucleotides. RefSeq names its product eukaryotic translation initiation factor 6 (gene eIF6). Gene Ontology annotation, cellular component: cytosol; nucleolus; preribosome, large subunit precursor. Gene Ontology annotation, molecular function: ribosomal large subunit binding. The record is from RefSeq and is a predicted model, not a curated record. Bases 131 to 868 code for a protein of 245 amino acids. The transcript has 6 exons. NCBI's taxonomy places the organism in Eukaryota, Metazoa, Arthropoda, Insecta, Ephemeroptera, Baetidae. Gene Ontology annotation, biological process: maturation of LSU-rRNA; cytosolic ribosome assembly; maturation of 5.8S rRNA.